ACUUGAGAGUUUCGUUGUCAUUUUUAUCUAAGACGUAUUUCAAUAUUGCAGUUUCAAUUGAAGUUGCUUCGAUAUUGUUUCGUGGGAACUUCCUUGAAAAUCACUUAAAAACAAAUAUGCAUAAAUUCUCUCUUGACGGUGACCACUGCUCUUCUAAAAGUCUUCGUUGAAUGGAAUUAUGAACGCGACAUCCCUUUGAAAUAAACAAUGAGUAACUAAAGAUAUAUCCGUAUAGAAUCCUGGGACAGAGUGAACAUUAGCGCGGCUUAUUAACGAAGAACGUUAUAUCUCUUUAUGCCAUUACACUAUUGAUUGUGUUUUUGCUACAGGUAUCGACAAAUUGUUGCUCUUGGUCGUUAACGUAUUGUUUCUGAGCGAUGACCUGUGUGAAGAAAGGUGCUGGUUAUUGAUUUGGUUUUUGUUAACAGACACCGAACUCGACUGAACUAAGAAAUACUUGCCAUAUCGGUGAUCAAAAGAAUUGAGUUGCUACGUAAUCCGAACAAGGAUUUUCAAAAUUCGAUCAAAUCGUCAUGAAAGUGUACAAGGCAGUUGAAAUUUUUUUCUGUUUCUUGUUUUGUUGUGGCGACUUCGUAUGUAGUAUGGAAGAACCUGUAGUCACUCGUGCAAAUUACGACAUUCUUCACUACGCGAACUGUGACGGGCUACAACCUCGUCAAUUUAAUUGUCAAGGGAACUCCGAGAGGUUUGGCGAUCCAAGAAUAUGCCAUUGUCGUUGUGAAGGGGGCUACCUCGCAUAUCGCGAUCCAGCCAUUUCUUAUGUGAACGAUACCUAUUCUCUUGUUCCUGGCAAGAGAAGAUGUAUCUGGCAUAGUUAUUAUGAUGAAGGGUGCAACAAUCUCCACAAAGCAGAAAGUUUACCACUCAAACGAAAGUUCAUUCCUGUGCCGACUAUCUUAGACCUGACAAAGUCGGGCAGCGUCGAACUACUACAGAACAAUCCUUUUAAAGAUGCGGAAAAUUAUUGCUUAGAGGCUUUCAUCCAACGACCUGGAGAGGUGAUGUGGACCCCCGUUGACAAAAGUGCUUAUGAGUUUCGACUGAAUCGUUUUGACGACGAAAAUAUUGUGAAGUUCAACCUAUCGUGGACGUUGAACGAUAAAAGUAUGAUCUAUGCUUACCAAGGCCUGAUAAUGAAAAUAAACUUCAGUGAUUGUGACCGUCUCUCCAAAUCAAAUUGUCUCAUGGCAAAGGUUGCAGGGACCUAUAUUGCCAGCCUGCAAUGUACUCAGCGUACAACCAGCGGUCGCUGUUGCGUGUUCCCUUUUGUAUAUUUGGGUAAAGUGUACAAUAACUGUUCUACGAUCCCGUCUCCCAACGGGAAAGAUGGUGUCUGGUGUGCUGUAAGUUCAGACAAAUCUGUUGAUAGUGGUAACCAUCGCUGGUGGGACUUUUGUGUGCCAGAUUCGACGACGCCCACCACAACAUUCAGAACUUUAGUUCCCUCGCCUCGUAUGAAGUCCUCUGACUCCGGUGUAUUGAUUUCAAAGUCCGUCACCCUUACUCCCUCCUCUGACUCCGGUGUAUUGAUUUCAAAGUCCGUCACCCUUACUCCCUCCUCUGACUUCGGUGUAUUGAUUUCAAAGUCCGACACCCUUACUCCCUCCAUGUAUGAUAGAUCAAGCGACAUUUUGCUCCCACCUACAGUGAGCGAAAGGAGUGAUGACUCGGGUGAACAGACAGGAACAAUUGUGGGUGUGGUUUUGGCCUGUGUUGUUUUCGUGCUGCUUGUUGCCGUCCUGGCUAUUUGCUAUAAACGUCGGAGAAGCAACCGAACAAAAACGAAAAGAAAAUCUGUGUCGAAAGAAGAUCUAGCCGAGUCAACAUAUCAGACCGUAACUGACUACAGCAGCCCGAAAACUACGAACAACCGCUUGAACCAUGGUUUCCAAUCCUCCAUUGAACUGACCGAUGAUAAAGACGCUGACGUAAUCCAACACAGUUACCUUGGUAGCAAAAGCAAGAUAAGCUCCGACACGCAUUUUUAUGACAAUCUUGACAACUUCAACAGAGCAAACAUCAAUUCCUCGUUUCCAGUUUACAGCACACCCGAAGCAGAUUAUUCGCUCGUAGCGAGAACACAAUCACGGAUGAAUCAACAUCCUUCUCCGAUAUCUCCUGUCAUGGUUUCUGAAAAUAAUGACCCCUCUACAAAGCAUCUUUACUCCGCUCUCGAGAGGGAUCACGAUCCUUUAAAACACCCCGAACCAAUAGACAACGAUACGGUAUUUGUUGAAUCCAAUCCCAUUUAUGGAAUGAGCUCCAACUAUGAGAGUGUGAACAAGGGACAGAUGGAGGAUGGAGGAGGUCUUGCCAAGAACAAACCACCGUCAUUGCCACAAAGGAUUUACGACGAACCGGCAAGUAUUUCCUCGGGAUUUGUUGAUCAGCCAGGACCUUCGGAAAUGGAUGUUUAGAACAGUGUUGGGAAAUUGCCCACUUAUUAUCGUCCCCAUAUCCUUAGUUAUUGUAUUCCAUGACACAAGUCGAAUUUAGCAAGUGCAUUCUUCUUUUAUUUAUGUUACACUGCAGUAAAUUGUAGCUGGUUACAAUAGUUUUGAUAAAAAAUCUGCCUUGGAGAAAAUAAAAAUACCAUACUGAAAAA
This is a messenger RNA of Xenia sp. Carnegie-2017, 2626 nucleotides long. RefSeq lists its product as uncharacterized. The record is from RefSeq and is a predicted model, not a curated record. The transcript is spliced from 9 exons. Lineage: Eukaryota; Metazoa; Cnidaria; Anthozoa; Malacalcyonacea; Xeniidae. The coding region runs from base 534 to 2438 and encodes 634 amino acids.